AGAAACAAUAGACCGUCACUUCCUGUUUAGAAGUCGAACCGCGGACGUGGAAAAAAUACGUCCGCAUAAACUUAAUGAUUAGUUUGUUGUCAACAUGACAUGAGGUUAUAACUUAAGAUAAAAACCAAUCUAACAGACCUUAAUAUUCAGAAUGAUGAUCAGCAACAGAAAACUGCAGUAUUGUAAAAUCAUCUUGGCCACAUCCUUGGUGUGGUUCCUGAUAGAUGUCAUUCUACUCAUGUAUUACACUGACUGUGCUGCUAUGGGAAACUCUAGUGAUUGUAAUAAUAAAGACAAUACAAAACAACACAAAAAAGAAGAAAAAGGAUUUUUUGAAAAAAUUCUGCCUAAAAACCCAGAAAUUAAAUCUUUUGAAGCAAGAAGCAUUUGGAUUUCUCCUUUACCGGAGAAAAAACAACAUAUAUUGAGGCGGAACCCAACAGGACCAGGAGAGAUGGGUAAAGCUGUGGUCAUACCUCAAGAUAAGCAGGCGGAAUCAAAGGAAAAGUUUAAGAUUAAUCAGUUUAAUUUACUGGCCAGCGAUAUGAUGUCUUUAAAUAGAAGUUUGCCUGAUUAUAGAAUGGACGGUUGUAAAAGAAAGUCCUAUCCUACAGGUUUACCGAAAACGAGUGUAGUAAUAGUUUUCCAUAACGAAGCUUGGUCAACGUUAUUACGUACUGUACACAGUAUUAUAAACAGAUCUCCAGUAGAAUAUUUAGAAGAAAUUAUACUGGUGGAUGAUGCCAGUGAAAGAGAUAAUACAAAGGCCCAUAUGGAGCAUUUAGGACAACAGCUAGAUGACUAUGUAGCAAAAUUACCAGUUAGGACUUAUGUUUUAAGAUCAGAAUCAAGAACUGGUUUAAUAAGAGCCAGAUUGAAAGGUGCUGCAGCUUCUAAAGGGAAGGUCAUUACUUUUCUGGAUGCCCAUUGUGAAUGUACAGAGGGAUGGCUUGAACCACUUCUAUCAGAAAUACACAAAGAUAGAACUGCAGUUGUAUGUCCCAUUAUUGAUGUGAUCAGUGAUGAUACAUUUGAAUACAUUCCUGGAUCAGAUAUGACAUGGGGAGGGUUUAAUUGGAAAUUAAAUUUCCGCUGGUACCCAGUUCCUCAGAGAGAGUUGGACAGGAGAGGUGGAGAAAGGAGUAACCCAACAAGAACACCUACAAUGGCAGGAGGACUAUUUUCUAUAAGCAGAGAAUACUUUUAUGAGAUAGGAUCCUAUGAUGAAGGAAUGGACAUAUGGGGAGGGGAGAAUUUAGAAAUGUCAUUCAGGGUAUGGAUGUGUGGAGGCAAAGUGUAUAUUGUUACCUGUUCCAGAGUGGGCCAUGUCUUCCGUAAAACAUCACCUUAUUCAUGGCCAGGGGGUGUGGCUAGAAUUAUCAAUCACAACACACAGAGAAUUGUAGAAGUUUGGAUGGAUGAAUAUAAAGACUUCUUUUAUAAAAUUAAUCCAGGUGUUAGAAGUACCAGCUAUGGAGAUGUGAAAGAAAGACAAAGUAUGAGAAAAAGACUACAAUGUAAAAGUUUUAGAUGGUACCUAGAAAAUGUUUACCCUGAGUCACAGUUACCAUUAGAUUAUUUUGCACUGGGAGAGAUAAGAAAUAAAGCAACUAAUAAAUGUAUAGACAGCAUGGGUAGAAAAAGUGGUGAAAAAACUGGACUUGUCCACUGUCAUAGUCAAGGAGGAAAUCAGAUUUUCUCUUAUACUAAAAAGAAAGCUUUACAGACUGAUGAUGUUUGUUUGGAUGUGUCAGCCAUAGGCGGCCCUGUUAAAUUAUUUCAGUGUCACGGUUUAGGGGGUAAUCAAAAAUGGGAAUAUGAUCAACAGACCUUAGAACUGAAGCAUGUUAACAGUAAACAGUGUUUAGGAGGAAAACAAAAUGAUAAUGAACCAACUGUGGGUACUUGUGAUGGUAGCCAAAGUCAAAAAUGGAUAAUCAAAGAUAUGAAAUGGUGAAAAAAAGUUAAAAUAAUUCCAAAAAAAUAUCUGUGAUAAAAUGGAGUAAUAAUGUGAUUUACCCGUCAAUAGUGAUUGGUGGAUAAAACAUGAUUGUCCUGUAAAGAUGGACAGCUGUGUGAACAGGGAAUGUGUUCUAUAAACAAAAACCUGUUAUAGUAAAGAUAAAAGAAGAACAUAUCAGUCAGGAUAGAAAUAAUUCAUCAUCACAUAUUCAGUUUUCAUGUAAAUGUAUUAUGGUUUUUCUUAAGAAAAAGAAUUUGCAGGACAUUUCUUUAUCUAGUUUUAACCUUGUUUGAAUUUGUAGUUUGACAUUCAUGUUAGAUAAGGUAGCCACUGAGAAAUCAUGGGCAAGGUAUUUGGUCACACAACGAACGUUUACCUCCGUCAAUGUUAAUAUGGAAUGUUACCAAUUAUUGGAUCUUCUGUAAUGCAAUUACACUAAGAAUUUUGUUUAAAAAAAAUGGUAUUCUGAUACUUGAAUGUUGACAGUUAGAAAUUAAAAACGUUUCUUGGAAAUCUUUUCAUGUAAUUCUUUUUAGUAAAAAAAAGUAGAUGAGCAUUAGAUAAUUGACAUUAAAAUUCUGUUUUUCAAAAGCUUUUAGAUGCAUCAUUUAGUUUCACUCAUUAAAAUAUAUAUAUAACUGGAAAAGUAUUAAAGUCUAUUACAAAAUAGUCUUAAUCUUGACUUUUUUCUGAAUAGUAUACAAAAUGUGCUUAGUAUUUUAAAGAAUAUCUAUGCAGACA
Mytilus trossulus (common blue mussel) is the source of this 2704-nucleotide messenger RNA. RefSeq names its product polypeptide N-acetylgalactosaminyltransferase 13-like. Bases 152 to 1957 code for a protein of 601 amino acids. The transcript is spliced from 16 exons. Lineage: Eukaryota; Metazoa; Mollusca; Bivalvia; Mytilida; Mytilidae. Gene Ontology annotation, cellular component: Golgi apparatus. Gene Ontology annotation, molecular function: polypeptide N-acetylgalactosaminyltransferase activity. The record is from RefSeq and is a predicted model, not a curated record. Gene Ontology annotation, biological process: protein O-linked glycosylation.